Hydatigera taeniaeformis is the source of this 567-nucleotide messenger RNA. The record is from the annotation of a GenBank genome assembly. NCBI's taxonomy places the organism in Eukaryota, Metazoa, Platyhelminthes, Cestoda, Cyclophyllidea, Taeniidae.
AUGGAUUUACUUCAGUUCGCACUUGGAAGAGGCAAAGAGAAGAAAGUACAAGGGAGAUUCAGUGAGGAGGAGGAGGAGGAGGAGGAGGAGGUAGCAUUGGGUAAGCUGCUUUACCGUAGUGAGAGAUGCGGUGUUGGAGAAGGUGAAAGAUGUAUGGGAGCAGGAGAGGUGGUGAAGAAUGUGGAGGAAGAGGAGGAUGUUGCCAGACUGAUGGUAAAGAAGGCUCGAGGGGCAAGUGAUGCGCCACAGACGCCUAAGAGAGCCACCGAAGCUAUCGACAAAAUGGUUAGCGAUGCAGACGACCGACGCAUAGGCACAAUUAGCAACCGAUUUCCCUGUCAUGUGGACAUCUACGCCAAGAGACUGAUAGGCGGUUUCAUGCAGUACAGGGUGGAUAUGGAGGCGCCCAAUGUGUGGAGCCUUGUGGGGUGUGCAAAGAGCCUCGAUUCGGCACUAGGCUGGCACCUCAUGCAACAGCUUAGGUGGGCUUGCAGCUUGCAGUUGGACUGCCCACGAAGCACUUCGGCUCACCCACACCCAAUCAUGCAGACUAUCACUAACAUAUGA